Molecule: messenger RNA, 538 nt
Organism: Periophthalmus magnuspinnatus
Lineage: Eukaryota; Metazoa; Chordata; Actinopteri; Gobiiformes; Gobiidae
Product: interferon alpha-inducible protein 27-like protein 2
Exons: 4
Coding region: 140-427 (95 amino acids)
Biological process (GO): apoptotic signaling pathway
Cellular component (GO): membrane; mitochondrion
Source: RefSeq, a predicted model, not a curated record
CAGUUUCGUUUUUCUUAUUUGGAGUUUCGUUUCUCUGGAAGUGAGUAAUAGUCUCUAUAUAAAGAUCCCCAACACAGAUACUCUUCAUUCAGCUUCAGAACCCAACACAGAUCCUGUACACCCAGCCUCAUAUCCUACUAUGGGGCUUUUGACGUAUGCCGCUGUUGCUGCUGGAGCAGCAGGCUCUGUGGCUGCUGUCCCCUUGGUCCUGGGAGCGGUCGGCUUUGGAUCAGCAGGAAUAUUAGCUGGUUCCGUGGCAGCCAAAAUGAUGUCAGCUGCAGCCAUUGCUAAUGGAGGAGGAGUGGCUGCUGGAAGCACAGUGGCUGUUCUCCAGUCAGUGGGAAUGGCUGGGCUCUCUGGAAGUGCUACAGCAGCUGUUGGCAGUGUUGGAGGGACUUUGGGUGCUAUUAUUGCAGCAAUCGUGUAAAAUUAUAUAUAUAAAACAAGGAAUAUUACAUUGUACAAAACAUAAUGGAUGAUUAGUCUCAUUGUCAAAAACUUAAAUUCUCUUUCUAAAAAUAAAAGUUUUACAUUUUAA